Molecule: messenger RNA, 4055 nt
Organism: Labeo rohita (rohu)
Lineage: Eukaryota; Metazoa; Chordata; Actinopteri; Cypriniformes; Cyprinidae
Gene: fzd9a
Product: frizzled class receptor 9a
Exons: 1
Coding region: 510-2255 (581 amino acids)
Biological process (GO): canonical Wnt signaling pathway; non-canonical Wnt signaling pathway
Cellular component (GO): plasma membrane
Molecular function (GO): Wnt-protein binding; Wnt receptor activity
Source: RefSeq, a predicted model, not a curated record
AAUGUUUCCAUGCAUGGAGCCGCAUAACAGCGGAAGUUUUUACAGACGGACACUUUCAGCCCGUCCUGCUGCUUACUGAAAGUUUAUUCUCGUGGACGAGAACGCUACGGGGAACUGAGCGAAACUCUUUUGGAAAGAGCGUGUUGUAAACGGAUUUAAAGUUUGAAAUACUGUACCGGUACACGAGAUGUUGGUUUUGACAUCUGUUAUUGACUGUUCGGAUUAAUCGGGAGGAUUCAAAUACUUCCUUUACAUGUACGUUUUGGAUAUAUUUAAACCUAAAUCACAAUGGAUUUGUGAAGUCAUAUCAAAUAAGCCAUAACAAUGAAGAUUUCCAAAAUGAACCUCCUUUUUUCAUCAAAACAACUGUGCAUUCAAUGUCAGUUACUGUAUGAUGGAGCAUGAGACAACAAAUUUGACUAAUUUCGGUUACAAACCAAACAAGACAAAUAUCAUCUGCAUGGCAUUGGAUGUACUAAUCAUUUUAAGACUUUCUUAACGUUAUCACAAUGUCCUGUUGUAUAAAGAUCGUGAUUGUACUUUUCCAGCUUAUGAUUGCUGGAUCUACACUGGAGAUUGGAGCGUAUGAUUUGGAGCGUGACCGUCCGGCAAAAUGUGAACCCAUCACCAUUCCCAUGUGCCAGGGAAUCGGCUACAACAUGACACGGAUGCCCAACUUCAUGAAUUACGAAAGCCAAGAGGAAGCUAGCAUUACACUAAACGAAUUUGCUUCUCUGGUGGAGUACGGGUGUGAUGUCCACCUGCGAUUUUUCCUGUGCUCUCUUUUUGUGCCGAUGUGCGCUGAUCAAGUGUCCACCACUAUCCCGGCAUGCCGUCCUAUGUGUGAACAGGCAAGACAGAGGUGUUCACCUAUAAUGGAAAAAUUCAGUUUUGGCUGGCCGGACUCAUUGGAUUGCUCAAAGCUGCCGACCAACAAUGACCCGAAAGCACUGUGCAUCGAAGCUCCAGAAAAUGACACUCAACCUGAAACUAAGAAAGGUGAGGGAAUGCUGCCGGUACAUCCGAGGCCCUGGAAACCCACAGCAGAGAGUGGACGUACCUCAAGCGGCUCGCGGUCCUGUGAUAACCCGGAGAAGUUUCAGUACGUGGACAAGAGCGAGUCAUGCGCACCUCGUUGCACUCCUACGGUGGAUGUUUACUGGUCUAGGCAAGAUAAGGACUUUGCGUUCAUUUGGAUGGUGGUGUGGUCAACACUUUGCUUUGUGUCUACAGCAUUCACAGUUCUUACCUUCCUCCUCGAUCCCCAACGCUUCCAGUAUCCAGAGCGUCCCAUCAUCUUCCUCUCCAUGUGUUACAAUGUCUACUCGGUGGCCUUCAUCAUCCGCUCAGUGGCUGGGGCUGAGAAUAUUGCCUGCGAUCGGGAAAACGGAGAGCUUUACAUUAUCCGGGAGGGUUUGGAGAGCACAGGCUGCACCAUAGUGUUUCUCAUCCUCUACUAUUUUGGCAUGGCCAGCUCCAUCUGGUGGGUCAUCCUCACCCUCACCUGGUUUCUCGCAGCGGGACGGAAAUGGGGCCACGAGGCUAUUGAGGCGCACAGUAGCUACUUUCACAUGGCCGCCUGGGGUAUUCCUGCGGUGAAGACCAUAGUCAUCCUCACUAUGAGGAAGGUGGCUGGGGACGAGCUGACAGGAUUGUGUUAUGUGGGCAGCAUGGACAGUAAUGCUCUCACUGGCUUUGUCUUGAUCCCUCUUUCCUGUUAUCUCAUUGUUGGGACUUCUUUCAUCCUCACGGGGUUCGUCGCGCUCUUUCACAUCCGCAAAAUCAUGAAAACCGGUGGCACCAACACAGCGAAACUGGAGAAGCUCAUGGUUAAGAUUGGAGUCUUUUCCAUUCUCUACACAGUGCCUGCAACUAUUGUCAUCAUAUGCUAUUUCUAUGAAAGACUCAAUAUGGAAUACUGGAAGUUCAAAGCUCUGGAAAACAAGUGCGUGUCCUUCCCUGGUCGCAGGAGCGAGGAUUGCACACUGGACUCAUCAGUUCCUACAGUAGCUGUGUUCAUGCUGAAAAUUUUUAUGUCUUUAGUGGUAGGCAUCACUAGUGGGGUUUGGGUAUGGAGCUCAAAGACACUUCAGACCUGGCAAGGGUUGUGCAACAGGAGGUUGGCCGUGCAAGCGAGCCGCAAGCCCUGCUCCAGUGUCAGCUGCAGCAACUCCCACUGUCAUUACAAGGCACCGGCUGUGACACUUCACAUGAAUAAAACGGACAUGUACACAGACAGUCCCACACAUGUUUGAGACUAAAGGCCUCUGCUUUGGAACCAUGCACAGACUUAUGAGAUGCUCAGGUCGAUUACAGAUCAUGGUAAAGAUCACAACAUUUGUCAGGAGUGGCAUUUAUAAGCCUUUCCUUGAAAUAGCAGAGGUCACUUCAAUAAAGGAAAGGUUUGUUGCAUGGAAUGAAUGCAGCGAAUUGCAGAAAGCUUUAUUUAUUGUGGAUAUUUAAGUAUUGCUGGUUGUAUAGUUUUGUACUGUAUGUGCUAUACUGUAUAUAAGGAAGAGUUUAAAAUAAUUUUACAGUAUGUUAUAUUUUUCUCAAAAGAAGAGCAAUAAAACAUUUAUUAUGAUGCCAUUUCUCUCUAUUUAAAUUUUUUUUUUUAUCUAAAGUUCGAUUAGUGUUACAUGUAAAAUGUCCUACUGUACAUGCAAAUCAUUCUCUUUGAGUUAUGAAGUUUUUAGCACUGAUUAAAAUUGAUUUUAAAUGGUAGAAAUAAAUAGGUAUAUUAAAGUUUGCAAGGAAUCAUUUUUUAUACAGUGAGAAUUAAGUAAGUUUAUUAAGGUUUGGUAAGAAUAAUUUUCGAUGCAAAGUAAAUAGUAUUUCAAACUAUAAUUCAGUACUGAAUUCAGUAAGAAUUAAAUAAGAAUAUAAAAUGCUAAAAAAAUCUCGACCAGAAUUCUUUAACACCUCUCUGUUAACACAUCGGUCUAGCACCAAAUGUAAAGUAAAUAUAUUAUAUUUAUAUUUACAGUUAUCAAAUAGUCUUACAAAACUACAAAAUUUCUAACCAAGCCAGCUUACAUUAAAAAGCAGAAGUUGCAGUUAAUAAAAAUAGCUAUGACAAGACAGUGAGAAUGUAUGAUGCUGCUAUGAAUUUAUACAAAAAAUGUUUUUUUUCUUUAGCCUAAUUCUUUUAACUCGAAGUCAAACAGGAACUGGCAUUUGUUGACAUGUUGUUUUGUUUUUGCGUGCACAGUUCUGUUGUCAGGAGAUCAUAAAGAGGAGAUAGUUCUGUGCUUAACUCACAUCAGUAACUUUAACCUUUUUUACACUGUAUUUUUUUUAUGUCUUAUAUCUGUGGAUAUAAUAUGUGUUUGUGAUGUUCAUAAAAGCUGGGACUUUUACAACCUUAAAUGAUGAGCUACAAUCAGUUUGUGAGAUGAAAAAUAGGAAAUGGCUUUAGGAAUUAUAACAGUUAAAAUAUAAAAUGCAACAGCGGAUAUUAAAAUGCAAUCAUUGAAAAUCAUGUAAUUGUAUUUUAUUAAAUUACACCUAGAUGAACUAUUUUAACUUAUUUUUUUUCUCUCUCUCUCUUUUUGCAUUUUGCCGGUGUGGAUAUUGUCUAAUGGUUUGGCACGAUUCAGGCACUGGAGCUUAAACUGCUGUUACAUUUGGUCAUAAAAAAAGGCAUGUUUGUCUUGGAGCUUGGAGUUUAAACUUAACAGUGCAUUAACCACAUGUAGCAGUCUGUAUAAAGUUCAUUUAACGCAUGGCUGUUUUCAGUGAAGUAGCAUUUGUAAACAGUAGUGUCUUAAGACAAAACAGAGCCUCUGCUGCGUCAGCCAGCAGACUUGGAAAAAUUGAAUGAAAUGUUAAUGUACUUGGAAGAUGAAUGUUUAGAGCUUGUUAAAUACUACCAAGACAUUACUCAUUUGGCAACAUAGAUGGUUAAAGCUGUGCUGUUGUUAAAAUAAACAUAAACAUAAUUCUUGAUUUGUUAUAUUACUUUAUAAGAUUAUUGAGUACUUUGAGCGUUUGUUAGUUGUCAGGGUUAUAUUUGUAUAUUUAUUUAUUUAGCAGACACUUUUAUCCAAAGUGAC